AUGAAUAGUCAACUUUUUUUUUUAUCAAUUGUAGCACUUGAGAAAAAAAAUGUCUGUAGAUUCGCCCUAAGUAAAGCUAAUGAAUUAAGUGGUAAUUUUGGAAAUGAUAAACUUUUCUAUGCUUACGAUGGUGUGAAGAAUUUAAUAACAAAUCAUCUUUUAAAUAUUGAUGAAUUUGUAAUUGAAAGAGAAAAAUUAGGUAUCCAAUACAAAAGUAUUUUCAAAAACGGUAGUGUUAGAAUUUUUUUUGAAAAAACCACCCGUUAUCACGAGAUUGAUCUUUCCGUCUAUGCUAGUUAUUUAAUUGUUACACAACAAGCAUUGAAUGACAAAAAUGCUGGAGGAGGUGGAUAUGUUCAAUUGAAUGGUGAGAAGUCAUUAACUGAAUCAUCAUCAUUUUUGAAAUAUGAAAAUUUAAGGAUAGGUCUUGGUAGAAUAAUAGUUGGUAGUUUUACAGAAAACAUCAAAUUUACAAAUAUUGAUGAACCAUGUUUUGUACUUUCUAUUAAUGCAUCUAAAAAUGUGUACUACAAAUCUGAGCUUCUUGACAAAAUUAUUAAAGAUGAAAUCUUUAGAAGAAAUGUACCACGCUUACUAAAAGAUUUUAACGCUGAAAUUAAUGACAGUAAUAUUAAAGGUGUCCAUUUUGAAACGGUGUAUAGAAAAAAUGGUGAUAUCAUUAAGUUUCGUCAUGAUCUUCAUAACCAUAGUACAAUAGAUACAAUUAUUGAUAUGAAAGAUGGUUCUCAAAAAUCUUUUGCUGAAUAUUUUCAAAAUAAAUUUAAUAUACAAUUAAAAUAUCCAGUAUGGCCACUUUUUGUUUAUAAAAUUCACGUUACUAAUUAA
Strongyloides ratti is the source of this 846-nucleotide messenger RNA. RefSeq names its product Protein argonaute-2. Gene Ontology annotation, molecular function: RNA binding; protein binding. The record is from RefSeq and is a predicted model, not a curated record. Bases 1 to 846 code for a protein of 281 amino acids. The transcript is spliced from 3 exons. NCBI's taxonomy places the organism in Eukaryota, Metazoa, Nematoda, Chromadorea, Rhabditida, Strongyloididae.